Molecule: messenger RNA, 3007 nt
Organism: Sciurus carolinensis (gray squirrel)
Lineage: Eukaryota; Metazoa; Chordata; Mammalia; Rodentia; Sciuridae
Gene: Nusap1
Product: nucleolar and spindle associated protein 1
Exons: 13
Coding region: 955-2295 (446 amino acids)
Biological process (GO): mitotic cytokinesis; establishment of mitotic spindle localization; mitotic chromosome condensation
Cellular component (GO): nucleolus; microtubule; mitotic spindle
Molecular function (GO): microtubule binding
Source: RefSeq, a predicted model, not a curated record
CGCCCGUCACAGGGUUGGCAGACGUGAGAAGAAGCGAAGAUGGCGGAGUGAGGGGAGGCUCGGCCAUCUGGCCGUUUGGCCUCCGGGCCGGGGGCUGGCAGGCCCCCGGGACGCCGAUUGCGUCUGCUGGACCAUGCGAGAAUCCUUAUCACACAGGAUGAACAUUUUCCUGUUAGGUGCUUUUCUAUUCAUCUCAACAAAAUUCUGAACUCAGGAUGUGGCAGCGAGUUUUCUCCAGAAGCCGCCCUCCAACUCACUAGAGAAGACCACGGCCCCGAGGGAACGCGACAGGUCCCAGGCGAGGUGCACCGAAUCCGCGAGCACAGAGUGGCACUGCGCGCACUGGAACACCGCGCAUCUCUCGGGCUGCAGCCACGACGGCAGCAGCGGGCUGGUUGGGGGUUCCUUCGCCACAUGUCCCGUCGGACCAAGUGGCGAGGACCCCUCCACCACCUGCGUGUCCCACUCCAUGGAGGUGGUAAGAGAGGUUUCGUCGAUCACUUCCUUAGCGCCGUCACAAAAGUCAUCUCGGGACAACUUUGCACAACGUGGCCGAGGCCGCCGCGGCCGAGCCGCCAUCUUCCUGCUGCGGUCUCCUGUUUUAAACUCGCCCGCAACUCAGCCCCAAGCGCGGCCCUGGUGUCCUAAGUGGACAACGUAGGCCGUGCGCUCUGCCGUAGCAGCUGGGACAAGACCCACACGCCUUCCCUGCGUAUUGGUGAGGUGUAGGGUAGAGCUCGAGCCUGCUGGGCUGGAAAAUCAGUUUUUCUAUUGGGCCGCGUUAGAAACCCCGCCUUCGAGGCAUUUUCAACCAAUGGAAGUGCAGCGUUCUUGUUUAAACUGAUUAUAAAGUUCUACUGGGCCAACGCCGAGAGUGGCGCCAGAGCUUUGAACGGCGUUGUUUACGUGAGCGGACUGAUUCUCUGCGGGUCUCCUGCUGGUUUAUAGAACGCGAUGACCGUCCCUUCUGCGGAGGAGCUGGAGUCCUUCAAGUACAGUGACCUGCAGAACUUAGCCAAGAGUCUGGGCCUCCGGGCUAACCUGAGGGCAGACAAGUUGUUAAAAGCCUUGAGAGCCCAUCUUAAAUAUGAAGAAAGAAAAGAAAAUAAGAAUCAGGAUGAACGUCAAACUUCUGCAUCCUCCAAGGAUGAAACUAUUAUACAGAUUCACAGUCAUGAACAAGACAAGAGGGAGCGAAUUGACAAUGUCACUAAAAGGAGAAGGUGCAAGACAGUUCAUGGGGACCCUGACUCCCAGCAGGAUCAUUCUGAGGUAAACAUAAAUGAUGAUACUGAAUUCCAGAAUCGAGAAAAGCAGGAAAACCAGGAUCUUGGAACUACUGCAAAAGUUCCCUCUCUGCUGGACCAGAGUCAAGGAAAUGAUAAUGUUAUUUCCUCAGGAAAAAGUGAGACAAAUGACAAUGAAGAUUCAAAGGGACCUUCAGAAAGAAAUUCUCACUACACAGAUGGGUUUUCCAAACUUGGAAACAAUAAAAGAACUGCAGUCAAUACUCCAAACUUUAAGAAACUUCAUGAAGCUCGUUUUAAGGAAAUGGAGUCCAUUGAUGAAUAUAUUAAGAGAAAAAAGAAACAUUUUGAAGAACACAACUCCUUUAAUGAACUGAAGAAGCAGCCUGGCAAUAAGGGAGGGGUAAUAACUCCAGUUCCUCCAAAAGGAAGACUCUCUGUGGCUUGUACACCCAUCAGCCAGCGACGCUCGAAAGGCCAAUCACAUGGCCCUGCAAGUCGGAGCACUAUGUGUCUGAAGGGGUCAGUUAAGCACUCUGCUCUCUCAGCAGCUAAAAUGAGUGUCAGGUUUUCAGCUGCUACUAAAGAUAAUGAGCAUAAGCAUUCAGUGACCAAGACUCCAGCUAGAAAGUCUCCACAUGUGACAACAUCUGGGAAAACCUCAGAAGGCCAUGCUGUGCUUGGGACACCCAACUUAAAGUCCAACAGAGGGAAUUCUGCUGCAGUUAUUACACCAUUCAAGUUGACAACUGUGGCAGUGCAGACUCCAGUCUCCAAUAAGAAACCAGUAUUUGAUCUCAAAGCAAGUUUGUCUCGUCCACUCAACUAUGAGCCACACAAAGGCAAGCUAAAACCAUGGGGGAAAUCUAAAGAAAAUAAUUCUCUGAAUGAACAUGUCAAUAGAGUUACCUUCCACAAGAAAACCUAUAAACAACCUUGUCUCCAGACCAGGGAAGAGCAACGGAAGAAACAUGAGCAAGAACGAAAGGAGAAGAAAGCAAAAGUUUUAGAAGCUCGAAGGGGCUUGGUUAUGGUUAAAGGUGAAUAAUUUGUUAAUGUCCUAUAAAUGUUCCUUUAUUCUGAACUUGUUUUCUGAAAUUAUGUAAAUAUUUUUAUACUAUCUUUCCCACUUUAGUUAGAUCUUUCUCUGUUAACUUUUAUUCAUAAUCUGUGUAGCAUCUUAUGUGUUGUGAAUGACAUUAUUAUCUUUGGAAUGGUUUUUAUCUAAGUCCUUGUACAGCCCAGUUUUCUCAUGAGACCCACCUUAGAGCUUAACCUAGAUCUUUAAUCAAGGUCCUUCUGUUUCUAAUAUUAACAGUCCUGCAGUCCUCAAUGCAAUAGCAUUUACCGGAUGACAGCUAGUUAUACCACAAGCUUCAGUAGAAUCUGAACAAUAAAAAGUUAAGAAUAGGGAAAACUUGGACCAAAAGGCCACCUCUUUUCCUCUAAUGUAAAAUUCUGUAUCUUAUUCUAGCCUUGCUUAUUUAAAAAUAAAAGCUAUCGAUUUGAGACAGAUGGGGGUAUAGCUUAGUACUACAGUACCUGUCUAGCAUAUACCAGGCCCCAGCACCUAAAAAAAUAAAAUAAUAUUACUGCUUUUAGGAUCAAAAUUCUGUCACUAUCAGAUUUGUAUCUUAAAAAUUUUAUGGAAAAGACCAGAGUUGCUUGGCAUUAUAUUCUUGUUAUUUGUACUAAUUAUGUAGAGCUUUCAAGUUGUAUACUGUUCAAGAAUUUCAUAAAUAAAAAGUUUUUUUCAUUGU